Messenger RNA from Dimorphilus gyrociliatus, 1090 nucleotides. Lineage: Eukaryota; Metazoa; Annelida; Polychaeta; Dinophilidae. The record is from the annotation of a GenBank genome assembly.
GAUGUUGAAAUUUAUCGUAUGCAUAAUUGUUAUAGAAGUUUUCUCGAUUGGAGAUUGUUCGUUUAAUUCUGAAAUUGGGUUCAGUAGGGAUGUGGUUAGUCCGAGCUUUGUUCAAGAAGGAGACACAAUUAUUGAAGAGUUUGGUGUUUUGAAAGAUUGGGAUAUGCUAUAUGGAAGUUAUUUAAAUUGUAAAGUAAAAAGCGGAAGUCCGGAUGGUAGAUCUUUAAUUUUUAUUCCAGAAAAUUUUCAUCUAACUCCUUCAAAUUUGAAAACAACAAUUCAAAUUGAUAUUCCUUUUGAUUGUAAAUCUGGUACUACUUUUGCCGGUAUGCUUAUCGAUUGUACCCCUGAAAUGAUGCCAGAAAAUAAACUAAUGCAUUCGGACAUUGUAAGCUAUGUAAUCAGCGAUUCAUUGUCGCCGGAAAUGUGUGGCGAUCCCCAUCUAGCACAAGUCGUUAGAGGGAAAGAUGAAGAAGGCAAUUCCGUUAAUCAGACGAUAUGCUAUGAUUUUUACGGCAAGAGUGGCGAUAGUUUUGAACUAUUAUCCGAUAAAUAUUUAGGAGUAAGCAUCAUCUCAUCUCUGAGGGAUGAUUAUUACAUAGGAAGUAUAAUCAUUAAAACUAUAUAUGGUAGUAUCGAAGUAACUACUAAAGAUGUUAAAGGACCGAAUGGAUAUUAUAAAACUUGGUUUGAUAAGAAGAGAACUCGUUUAAUUGAUGAUUCAGCAUAUAAGAUUGAUAUUAUCGUUCGAAAUAGUAUUACUAUAAUUAUUAGACGAGAUUCAAGAAAGUUGAAAUUGUUUCUAUUGAAAAUCAAACAAUUCUUUGGAAAGUCUUAUUUGAAUAUUAAUAUUCAAGAGACGAGUGAUAGGUUGGGAUUAAUGGAUAAAUAUCAUGGUGGUCUAUUGAGUCUUGUCUUUUCGAAUGACUAUAAAUUCUAUGAACCAGUUCAAGAUACCAAUCAAGCAACUGUCCUAAUUAACGAUAGAAUUGUCAAGUCCUUUAGAAAAUUUAAGGACAAUAAUAGCUGUUAUAUGUUGAAAAUUGAAGAUAUCCUGUUUCCUAGAAAUAUUGACGUCAUCAAGAUCUAA